Akanthomyces muscarius is the source of this 4467-nucleotide messenger RNA. RefSeq lists its product as uncharacterized. The transcript is spliced from 9 exons. Gene Ontology annotation, biological process: transmembrane transport. NCBI's taxonomy places the organism in Eukaryota, Fungi, Ascomycota, Sordariomycetes, Hypocreales, Cordycipitaceae. Gene Ontology annotation, molecular function: ATP hydrolysis activity; ABC-type transporter activity; ATP binding. The record is from RefSeq and is a predicted model, not a curated record. The coding region runs from base 1 to 4467 and encodes 1488 amino acids. Gene Ontology annotation, cellular component: membrane.
AUGUGGUCGCCAACGUCUGCGCUCGGCAACUGGCCCGAGCAGCUCUGCCUCGGAAACGACAACUCAGUACCGCUUCGUGGAUACCUCUCCCAUAAUCCUACAUUGGAUGCCGCUCUUCAGGGCCUGAUGAUAAUUGGCCCAUCUAUUUGGGUUCUCGUCGGCGCCCCUUUUAGAAUCCAGCAACUACGGCGCUCAAAGCUCGUUGUGCUCCCAAACCGUCGCGGUUACGCCAAGAUUGCAGUAACUCUUCUGCUCUUGGUCUUGCGGAUAGCCCAUCUUUGGGAGGACGUUCCGAUGUCGCCGUGGACCUUUCGCGGCACCGAGCUGCUUUUCCUGACCAAAGACAUUGCCGUCGUCGUGCUUUCUUUCUUGGAGCACGGCAGAGCUGUUGCGCCAUCUACAAUUAUAACUGGAUAUUUGCUGCUAACAUGCUCGAGUGACGUCAUCCAGACCGGUCUCCUCUACAUAGCGAAGAAUUCAGGUUCCCUACUGAGCCUUGCUGGACUUGCGUUUGCAGCACAACUCGUACUGCUUGUGCUGGAAAGCCGGACAAAGAGGUCUAUUCUGCGCGAUCCAUACAAUAAGUUAUCUCCUGAGGAAACAACUGGUAUUAUGGGCAGGUGCUUUUUCUGGUGGGUGAAUAAAAUUCUCAAAGUCGGGUACACCAACCCAUUGUCUUUGGGCGAUAUGCCACCCUUGUCCCAAUCACUGGAUGCGGCAGAGGCGCGGAAAGCAAUGCUGGAAGAAUGGAGCAAGAGAAGAAAGCCAGAAGGCCGCUUCACCUUACUGCGAGCGCAGUGGAAAUGUCUCUGGUGGCCAAACGUGUACAUCAUUCCACCACGUGCCAUCUUUGUCAUACUGCAAAGCUGUCAACCACUUCUCAUCAGCCGCACGAUUCAAUUUGUCACAAAAGAUUUGACGCCAUUUGAAACGCGAAAUGAGGCAUUUCGGCUGCUGCUAUUCACAUUCAUCAUUUACACUGGCAUGGCGAUUUUCGAUGGGAUAUAUCAACGCCUACUUGCACGCAUCGAACGCAUUUCGCGGUUAGGUCUCGUAGGCAUUAUCUACAGUGAUUCCCUCACGCUCAAGGAUGGUGUCUUUGAUGAAACUGCCGCAGUGACGCUCAUGAGCACCGAUGCCGAAGAUGCUGCGGGCUUCCCCAGUCUCUUUCAUAAUAUAUGGUCGACGGUCUUGGAAUUAUGCAUCGGAACAUACUUGCUCGCCGAUGAGAUGGGCUGGGCCUGCAUAGCACCUCCUCUCGUGGUGAUAGCCACAUCUCGCAUCGUUAAAUACUUGACAGAUGAUAUCAAUGAACGGUACAUGGCGUUCAGCCAGGCCACCCAGACGCGAAUAUCUGCGACAAAAGCUGUCCUAGACUCCAUGAAAAAUAUAAAGAUGAUGGGUCUCGUGGAAAAGACAGAAUCCAGACUUCAGUCUAGCCGAGAGAACGAACUUGAAGAAUUCACUGGGUUUUACCGGCUCAUGGUGGCAUAUUUCUGCAGCUCCGUUGGGUUGAACCUUUUUAGUCCCGCCAUAACGCUCAUUUUUUACGCCGCUCAAGCACAAUUUCGGGACCACAGAUUCCUUGAUGUGGAAAUGAUAUUUACUUCUAUUGCCAUCAUUGCCUUAGUUACCACCCCAGCCAAUACGCUCUUUGGUGUCAUGCCGGAAGCGGCCUCCAUCAUGGCAUCCUUCGAACGCAUCCAGCAGCAUCUUCUUACGCCACCGUUGCAUGACAAGAGAGAAAUAUCGAUGCAAGAAAGUAAUGGCGACGGUGUUAUGCUAGUACCAGGGCCUCAUAGAUCCUCCAGCGUUGCUGCUGUGGAGUUUCACAACGCCACUAUUCGCCCAGCAUCUGCAGCGGACCCUGUCCUGCAUAGCAUCAACACCAAAUGCAACAAAGGCGAUAUCGUUGUAGUCGCAGGUGCGGUUGGUGUCGGUAAGACAACCCUCGCGAAGGCAGUAUUGGGCGACCUCCCGCAAGAUUCAGGCGCGAUAUACAUGGACAGCUGGGCGCUUGCAUACUGCUCGCAGACGCCGUGGCUCACCAAUGGUACAAUAAAAGAGGUGAUAUGCGGCCCGUAUCACCAAGGCAGUGUGAGAGAGGAUAAGAAAUAUAGGAAUGUUGUGCAUGUCUGCGAUUUGCAGGAAGAUAUUGACCAGAUGCCGGAUGGCGAUCAAACUGUCAUUGGCAGUCGCGGGGUAAUGCUGUCCGGCGGGCAGAGGCAGAGAGUCGCCCUGGCGCGUGCCGUCUUUGCCAAUCGGGACUUUAUCAUCCUCGACGAUGUGCUUUCUGCUCUUGAUGCGUCCACAGAGCGACACAUUAUCAACAAGCUCCUGGGACCAAAGGGGCUGUUCAAAGAACGUGGCACGACGGUUCUCCUCAUUAGUCAUGCCGCUCAGCAUUUGCCGUUGGCGGACCACAUCAUCAUCUUGGACAAGAAUGGCCGCAUUGCAGAGCAAGGUACAUGGCGAAAGCUCCGAAAUGGAUCUGGAUAUACUAGCAAGGUGAAACUCCAAGAUGUGAAAGAAGACGAUAAUGGAACAAGAGAUGGUGCCGAUUUUCGAGAAACCACGACAAGUGUGCCGGAACAGUCCGAGCAGUCCCACAACAUGAAGGACAUUACUUGCAAGGCCGGCGAUACAGUCGUAUACAAGUACUAUUUCAGCGCGAUCGGGACUCGUCGUCUUCUGACCCUCGCCGGCGCCCUUACCAUCUACGCGAGCCUUCAGGGCGCCAUGCCAUACUGGCUGCGCAGGAUGGCCGAGAGCAAAGGCGAGCACAUGUGGUUCUACACCGGCAUCUAUUUUCUACUCACGUCUGCAGCCUUCCUUGCCGUCACCAGCGCAGUCAGCACCAUCUUCCUCAUCAUUGCGCCACACGCCGGCAGCACGCUGCAUGCCCGUCUCCUCCGCGCCGUCAUGCACGCGCCGCAGUCCUUCUUUUCCACGACGGCCACCGGCACCACUCUCAACCGCUUCAGCUCGGACAUGACGAUGAUUGAUCGCUCUCUACCAUUUGCCCUGUUUCAGGUGCUUCAAGCUGUAUUUCUCCUGCUGUGCCAGUGCAUCCUACUAGCUAUUGUACAGCCGCUCAUUACAGUCACGCUGCCGUUUACAAUCGCUGCGGUGUACGUGAUACAAAAAGUGUACCUGGCGACGUCGAAGCAGUUGCGAUUUAUCGAUCUUGAGGCCCGCGCGCUCGUGAAUACGAAUUUUCUGGAGACACUGGAGGGCGUGUCGACCAUUCGGGCGUUUGGCUGGCAGCAAGCGUUUAUUGACAAAAAUGCCAGCAAGCUCGACUUAUCUAUGAGGCCGGAUUACUUACUCGUGUGCAUUCAGCGCUGGCUGGAUCUCGUCCUCGACCUCAUCAUGCCGGGCCUGGCGCUGGGUAUCAUAGGGCUUGCCAUCUAUCUCAAGGGCACCACGACGGGUGGGCAGAUCGGUAUCGCCUUGAACGUCAUCUUGAAAGCAAAUGGAUAUAUAAUCCGCCUCAUCACCGCUUUUACCAAGCUGGAGACAUCGCUCGGUGCGAUCUCCAGGCUGCGCGCAUUUGAGCAGGAGGUUCAGCCCGAGGAGAAGCCAGGCAUGGCCAAUUUGGCACCGACUUCAUGGCCCGCGAGCGGCACAGUCGAGUUUACAAACUUUUCAGCAAGCUACAAUACGUCAGCUUUAGCACUGCAGUGCAUAAACCUCUCCAUCGCGGCGGGCACGAAAGUAGGCGUUGUUGGUCGCACGGGGAGCGGCAAGUCGUCGCUGUUGUUGAGCAUGCUGCGGCUGAUCGAAGCAAGGGAAGAAGGGACGCUGAAAAUUGACGGACUUGAUAUAUACAGUUUGCCGCGGAACAUCGUCCGCUCUCGUAUCAUCACGGUGCCGCAAGACCCCAUGCUCAUCCAGACGGACAGUGUGAGACAAAAUCUCGACAUUGCUGGUGCGAACAUUUCGGACGAUGACAUGAUUGCAGUGCUUGAACGCGUGGGCCUGUGGGGAUCUUUCCUCGCGCGCAGUGCCGACGUCGUGGAUAGCUCCGACAGUAGUAGUAGCGAAGACUCUGGUUCUGAAGGCGACAACGACAACCACCACCCUACACACCCAGAAGCGACCGAAAGGCCUUUCAUCUCAGUUCUCGACUUGCCCAUGAAGAAGUUGCCCCUCUCACAGGGCCAACAACAGCUCUUUUCCCUUGCCCGCGCGCUCCUCAUGCGGCCCCUCCGCGGGCGCGUCGUGCUCCUCGACGAAGCCACCAGCAACGUCGACGCCGAGACGGACAGGGUCAUGCAGGCUAUUGUGCGGGACGAGUUUAGGAACCACACGGUGAUUACGGUGGCACAUCGGCUAGACACCGUCAUGGACAGUGACGUGGUGCUGGUGCUUUCUGGCGGUAGGUUGGUGGAGGCAGGAUCGCCACGGGAGUUGAGCGUGAAGGAUGGCGGGGCAUUCCAAGCCCUUCUUUCAGGCGAGGCAUGA